Molecule: messenger RNA, 640 nt
Organism: Ananas comosus (pineapple)
Lineage: Eukaryota; Viridiplantae; Streptophyta; Magnoliopsida; Poales; Bromeliaceae
Product: 60S ribosomal protein L37a-1
Exons: 5
Coding region: 137-415 (92 amino acids)
Biological process (GO): translation
Cellular component (GO): ribosome
Molecular function (GO): structural constituent of ribosome
Source: RefSeq, a predicted model, not a curated record
CAUCGACUCGCCCCAAAACCCUAACCCUAGGCCUAUAAAAGGCAACGUGGCGGCGCGAUCUGGGUUCUUCCUUGUCUGGUCCUAGGGUUCGCGCGAGGUAUCGCCAUUUGCGAAGAGCAAACCCUACCCCUUCGCAAUGACGAAGCGCACCAAGAAGGCCGGAAUUGUCGGCAAAUAUGGUACCAGAUACGGUGCUAGCUUGAGAAAGCAGAUUAAGAAGAUGGAGGUCUCUCAGCAUGCAAAGUAUUUCUGCGAGUUUUGUGGAAAGUAUGCUGUGAAAAGGAAGGCAGUCGGGAUUUGGGGUUGCAAGGACUGUGGGAAGGUCAAGGCUGGUGGUGCUUAUACCUUGAACACUGCAAGUGCCGUCACCGUGAGGAGCACGAUUCGUCGCUUGAGAGAGCAGACCGAGGGCUGAUUCACUCUCUCUCUGGAUUUUAAUAGCUAUUGCAAUUUAGAAUGGAUGAAAAAGACUGUAGGUGAGUUUGAUCUUGUUUAGAGUCAAAUUUAUCAGUCCGCUGUAGUGUUUACUUUAUAUGUUUCUUUUUACGGAUUCUGCGGAUAUUCUGAGUCUCUUUCACAUCUGUAGCAUUGCGGAGUUCUAAAAGCAUUUACAAACUUGUUUUAAGUGGUUAUAUUUUCA